Molecule: messenger RNA, 786 nt
Organism: Carassius carassius (crucian carp)
Lineage: Eukaryota; Metazoa; Chordata; Actinopteri; Cypriniformes; Cyprinidae
Product: meteorin-like protein
Exons: 4
Coding region: 1-786 (261 amino acids)
Biological process (GO): positive regulation of brown fat cell differentiation; energy homeostasis
Molecular function (GO): hormone activity
Source: RefSeq, a predicted model, not a curated record
AUGGUUUUAUUCAUCCUUUUAUCAGCUCUAGUCCUGUGUGCAUGUGCGCAAUAUUCCAGCGACCAGUGCAACUGGAGAGGAAGUUUAGUUUAUUCUCAUUUGGUGAAGCGGGACGUGGAGCAGGUGUACCUGCGCUGUGCUGAAGGAGCUCUGGAGUGGCUCUAUCCCACAGGAGCCCUCGUCGUCACCCUGAGGCCCAACCUGCCCCCGGCGGAGGGUCACCUGCACACCUGCCUCAAGCCGCGGCCGGACUCUCGCGGAGCCACGCUGUACGUGGAGCAGAGCGGAGCGCUGCGUCUGCUGCUGACAGAGGAGGACCAGGCGUCUGGACGCGUGCGCUGCUUCAGUCUGCAGGAGGGGGUGCUGUUCGUGGAGGCCUCCGCCCGCCGGGACAUCAGCAGGACAGUCACAGCGUUUCAGUAUCAGCUGAUGUCCACACAGACGCCAGGAGACGGGUCCUACUCACAUACAGACUACAGCGCGCUCUGCUGCACACUGAAGCCUGCGCUCACUCACGCUUCUACACCGAGACUACAGUGCGCUCUGCUGGACACUGAAGCCUGCGCUCACUCACGCUUCUACACCGAGACUACACACGCUCUGCUGGACACUGAAGCCUGCGCUCACACGCGCUUCUACACCCGAGACUACAGCGCGCUCUGCUGGACUCUGAAACCUGCAGUCACACGUGCUUCACACCGAGACUACAGCGCUCUGCUGGACACUGAAGCCUGUGCUCACACGCGCUUCUACACUGAGACUACAGCGCGCUCUGCUGGACACUGA